Molecule: messenger RNA, 1015 nt
Organism: Rhodamnia argentea
Lineage: Eukaryota; Viridiplantae; Streptophyta; Magnoliopsida; Myrtales; Myrtaceae
Product: GDSL esterase/lipase CPRD49-like
Exons: 6
Coding region: 73-780 (235 amino acids)
Molecular function (GO): hydrolase activity, acting on ester bonds
Source: RefSeq, a predicted model, not a curated record
CAUAAAGCAUUUCUGUCUUUCUCUCGGGAUCAGAGCAGAGAGAGGGAGAGAGAGAGAGGGAGGGAGAGAGAGAUGGUUGGGCCAGAGAGGCCGCAGUACGUGCUGUUCGGGUCGUCCAUAGUCCAGUUCAGCUUCAGCAACGGCGGAUGGGGCGCUUCUCUCGCCGACUUGUACGCUCGCAAGGCAGACAUAAUCUUGAGGGGGUACUCCGGAUGGAACUCGAGGGGCGCACUGGAAGUCCUGGAAAAAGUCUUCCCAAAGGAUGCGGCCACGCAACCAUCCUUGGUGAUCGUCUAUUUCGGCGGAAAUGACUCAAUGCGGGCUCACCCAUCUGGUCUUGGCCCUCAAGUACCGCUUCCCGAGUACAUUGAGAACAUGAGGAAGAUUGCCAUAUAUCUCAAGCAGAGCCUGUCGGAUUGUACCCGCGUCAUUUUUCUAAGUGCUCCACCUGUCAAUGAGGAGAAAAUUCGCGAAUCCUUUAGCUGGAUCAGCGGGAAGUUUCAAGAUAUACGUCGAACAAACCACGCAUGCCACGUAUACUCGGAGGCCUGUUUAGAGCUGUGCAGGGAGAUGAACGUCAAGGCUGUUGAUCUAUGGACUGCAAUACAGAAGAGGGACGAUUGGGCUACGGCAUGCUUUACGGAUGGUAUCCAUUUCUCCUCGGAGGGAAGCAAGAUCGUGGUGGAGGAGAUAUCCAGAGUCCUCAAGGAGGCUGACUGGGAACCGAGUCUUUAUUGGGAGUCGAUGCCCACUGAAUUCGGAGAGGAUUCACCUUGUUAGGUCCCGAUUGCAGGACCACCAUGAACCUGUCGGAGAGCAACUUUCAAACAAGUAACCACUGUAGUAAAUACUAGAAAACCACUUUGUUUGCCUUAGAGCUCUGCUCGUCACAACAAGAGACUGUCAUAGCCUCUGAGAGCAGAGAGCGAUUUCAACUGCUUUCAACUGGGUAUUUUGUCCUCCUAAUCUGUGCUCCUUCCUGGAUAAUCGUCGGUUUCUCCAUUCUUUGGGCUUA